AUGGAGACUCCAGUGCGACGUCAGCGUGGGAAGCGAAGACUCUCAGAUCUGGAGCCAGAAACACCCAUCAAAUGCCCGAAAGUGAGCGCUGAGUUGGCCGAGGCACAUCAAACUCAAGCAGAGGUUCUAUUGGAUCAGGUUUCAAGGGAUUCUUACCCUUUGGUGGCCAGAGACCGAGAAUGUGAUGUGUUGGACGAGUUCUUGAAGAGCUGCUUGGGAGAAGGCAAGAGGAACUGCUUGUACCUCAGUGGUGGGCCUGGCACCGGGAAGACCUCAUCGGCAAGAGGUGCAGCACGGGCAUGGCGUGCCCAAUGCCCCAAAACGCGAGUGGUGGAAAUCAAUUGCAUGGAGCAGUUGCAGCCAAGUUCGCUGGCGGGAUUCUACCUUCGACUUAUUGAAGUAUGCACUGAUGCCACGGGCUCUUCAAGACCUGCAGUCUCGGCAAAAAGCCCGCUGUCUAGCUUGAUGAGCGUGGCAGCUUCGAGUCUCAAGAAGCUUGGAAGCUCAGUCAUCCUUAUGGUCGACGAGGUUGACCAGCUAGUCCGGAAGCCUUCCCAAUGUGCUGGGGAGAAUUCGUUAGACAAUCUUUGCAAUCUAGUUCUGCAGCCUGAAGCUCCUGCCUUGGCAAUCGUCAUGAUCGCCAAUGCGGUUGACUUGCUGAUUCGUGCUUGCAAGCAACAGCCACAAGGGCAGUGUGCUUCCUUGCUCUUUGAACCGUAUUCAGCUGACCAAUUGCGUGCCAUUGUCAAGGCACAGUUUGCAGCUGCUGGAAAUGAGGGUGCGCAGGCAGAGAAGGCACUUGGCCGAUCUGGGAUUGAGCUGUCCAUUCGAAAGGUUGCCAAGCACAGUGGAGACUGCCGGCAUAUUGUCCGAUUGUGUGAGGAUGGCUUCGCAGAAGCAACCAGGCAUAAGGAAGCAGCCGAAGCUGGGGAAGCACCAGAUCUCAAAAAGAGACUUCCUCAAACGGACAAUGAUCCUUUAGCUGAGGUCAGGCACUUCCCAACGGGGCAUCAAAUUCUCUUGGGCACACUUUCUCAAUCUGAACGGCAAGAUGUGGCCUUCACAGAUCUCUUCCAGAGAUACAAAGCAAUGCUGGCCAGGCUGAAGCAACCUUUAGCAUCAAAGCCGCAAGUGAAUUCUGCGGUUUCGGCUUUGGAGCAGCGGGGCCUGGUGCACCUUCGCAAGAAGCGAUCGAAGGGUCGUGGCACUCCAGAGCAGGUGGUCGAGCUGGUGGUUUCAAGGAAUUCCCUGCGGGACGUGCUAUGCGAAGCAAGCCCUCUCUUGAAGCACUGCUUCUCGGAGGCGUGA
Molecule: messenger RNA, 1308 nt
Organism: Durusdinium trenchii
Lineage: Eukaryota; Dinophyceae; Suessiales; Symbiodiniaceae
Source: the annotation of a GenBank genome assembly